GCGGGCGGGAGUGCCGGUUGUGUCCCGGACGGACUCGCGCAGCUCAGAAGGCUCCGAGGGGAGGGCACUCGGACGCUGAGAGCGGAGGCCCUACCGGCGGCGCUAGGACCCCGUGGGGGAGCAGCGUGGGCGGAGCGGGCGGCACCAGGACCCGGGGGAACUUCGACGGGCGGGCGGCGAGCAGGCCCCGGGGCCGGGAGGCUGCAGGCGGCGGCGCUGGGCCCGGCGCGACGAGAGAGUCCCGGAGAUGCCGAGCAAGAAAAAGAAAUACAACGCGCGGUUCCCGCCGGCGCGGAUCAAGAAGAUCAUGCAGACGGACGAAGAGAUUGGGAAGGUGGCGGCGGCUGUCCCUGUCAUCAUCUCCCGGGCGCUUGAGCUCUUCCUGGAGUCGCUGUUGAAGAAGGCCUGCCAGGUGACCCAGUCGCGAAACGCCAAGACCAUGACCACAUCCCACCUGAAGCAGUGCAUCGAGCUGGAGCAGCAGUUUGACUUCUUAAAGGACCUGGUGGCAUCUGUGCCUGACAUGCAAGGGGAUGGGGAAGACAACCACAUGGACGGGGACAAGGGCGCCCGCAGGGGCCGGAAGCCAGGCAGCAGCAGCCGGAAGAAUGGUGGGAUGGGCAACAAAGGCAAGGACAAAAAGCUGUCAGGAACAGACUCAGAGCAGGAGGAUGAGUCUGAGGACACUGACACUGAUGGGGAAGAGGAGACACCGCAGGCUCCACCCCAGGCCAGCCAUCCCCCUUCCCACUUUCAGAGCCCCCCAACACCUUUCAUGCCCUUCACCUCGACUCUGCCUCUGCCCCCAGCACCCCCUGGCCCCUCAGCACCUGAUGCAGAAGAAGAAGAGGAUUAUGACUCCUAGCGCCCUCUGCCCCCCAGGCCACACCCCCUUUUAGUUGGUUUUAGUUGUUCUGGGGGGAGGAGAGAAGGUAGAGCUGUUCUUAAAUUUAUUAAAAAAAAAAAUAAUAAAAGGGAACAUCAGCGUC
Messenger RNA from Hipposideros armiger (great roundleaf bat), 989 nucleotides. RefSeq names its product DR1 associated protein 1 (gene DRAP1). Gene Ontology annotation, molecular function: RNA polymerase II general transcription initiation factor activity; protein heterodimerization activity; core promoter sequence-specific DNA binding. Bases 248 to 865 code for a protein of 205 amino acids. Gene Ontology annotation, biological process: transcription by RNA polymerase II. The record is from RefSeq and is a predicted model, not a curated record. The transcript has 7 exons. Gene Ontology annotation, cellular component: nucleus; negative cofactor 2 complex. Lineage: Eukaryota; Metazoa; Chordata; Mammalia; Chiroptera; Hipposideridae.